CCAAAGGUCCUUCCACCCUCUGGAGCUGUUGUCAGGAAUUAGGCGCCCUCCUGCUCCUCUGGGGUGAAUCCCACUUUCUCAAUUGUGGGGCGGAGGAGGAGCGGCAGGGGGGAAAGGGAGAAGCAGGAGGGGCGGCCGCAGAGGGAGCAGCCGCGGGGGAAGGAGAAGAGGGGGCGGGAACGUGGGGGGUGAGGGAGACGUUUUCACUCUUUGUCACUCUUGAAUUGGGGGCGGAGGAAAAAACCCCACUGUGGGAAGCUAUAAAAAGCAUAGGCGGCGGCGGGGAAAGAGCAGACGGAGAGAGGGAGGCCGCGCAGAGCGCAGGGCCGCUGCCAGGGCAUCGCUGCGGGGUGCGACCCGGGACAACGCUUCGGGGGACUGUGCGCGCGCGCGGGGACCGCGGCUCGCUCACACCUGCAGGGGCCGGUCUGGGGGCGGUUCCUGGUCCCUCAUUCUAGCGCCCGCUAACUUUGAAAAGGAGGAUUUGUGUCCUGCAGAGGUUGAGACACAAAGGGUAGGGAAGGAACAGAGGAGAGAAAAGGGACUGAGGCCGGAGGAGAAGCAGCUCGAGCAGACUCUUGAGCCAUUCGGAGGAGGACUGGACCGCGGAGACCCGGGCGGACCCGCGGAGGUGCGGGGCCAGGAGCCACGCAAGCAGCGCGGUCCGCGGGGCUGAGUCUUCUUGCACCUCGGGUCACGCCUCCUUGGCUGGAAGGCUCGUCGCCUUUGAUUACUUCCAGUUCCCGAGGACUUCCUGCCCUGGUGGAGAAGCGGGUCUGGCUUGGGUCACGCUCGCUUCAGGUCUGAGGCGUGAGACUGAGUUCAUUCACGGCUGGGAGCCCACAGCCAAGAGGGGUCGGGGGAACAGAGUCUGCGAGCCCCCGCGCCCCGAGUGAGGGGCCCCGAGUUGGAGUCCUCUCUCCCCUUGCUUCCGCUCCCCUCCACGCUUUGCGCCUCCCCGGAGACCCCUCGCCGGGAGAUGGCCGCAUUGAUGCGGAGCAAGGACUCGUCCCGCUGCCUGCUCCUUCUGGCCGCGGUGCUGAUGGUGGAGAGCUCACAGCUGGGCAGCUCCCGGGCCAAACUCAACUCGAUCAAGUCCUCCCUGGGCGGGGAGACGCCUGCACAAGCCGCCAAUCGAUCUGCGGGCACAUACCAAGGACUGGCAUUCGGCGGCAGUAAGAAGGGCAAAAACCCGGGGCAGGCCUACCCCUGCAGCAGUGACAAGGAAUGUGAGGUGGGGAGAUACUGCCACAGUCCCCACCAAGGAUCGUCGGCCUGCAUGGUGUGUCGAAGGAAAAAGAAGCGCUGCCACAGAGACGGCAUGUGCUGUCCGGGUGCCCGCUGCAACAAUGGCAUCUGCAUCCCGGUCACCGAGAGCAUCUUAACCCCUCACAUCCCGGCUCUGGAUGGCACUCGGCACAGAGAUCGAAACCACGGUCAUUACUCAAACCACGACUUGGGAUGGCAGAACCUAGGAAGACCACACACUAAGAUGCCACAUAUAAAAGGGCAUGACGGAGACCCCUGCCUACGCUCCUCAGACUGCAUCGAAGGCUUUUGCUGUGCUCGUCACUUCUGGACCAAAAUCUGCAAGCCUGUGCUCCAUCAGGGGGAGGUCUGUACCAAACAGCGCAAGAAGGGCUCUCACGGGCUAGAAAUCUUCCAGCGGUGUGACUGCGCGAAGGGCCUGUCGUGUAAAGUAUGGAAAGAUGCCACUUACUCCUCCAAAGCCAGACUCCACGUGUGUCAGAAAAUCUGAUCACCCCAAGGAGAGGCGCCGUCAGCAGAAUGUGAAUCUGCAUAUUCAAUGCAUCAUCGCACGUUGGAAAAGAGGACUUGCAUCCCAGGAGAAUGGCUAAAGGAACGUGCUGCGAAUCUAGAGCACAGAAAGAGAGAAAGAAAAAGAGAAGCAAGUGGAUGAGAAAGGGUGACGAGCGUAGUACAGCCAGUGUGUUUCCAUGAUGCAACUUGUUGAUGUAAAUAAUGUACACAUUUGUGAAAAUGCUGUUCCUGAAAAAAAUCACCGCGUGGAAAUUAGUGACAGAUACUGUGUGACUUUCCAAAAGUUUAGCUUGUGCUGGAGGAUGUUUCCUUCAGGUUGGUGAUGGCCCAUAAAAAUAAUCUAAAAGCCGUAUUUCUAUUCAAACUUACAGUUUAACAAAAUACUCCCAGUGUAUCUUGUCAUAUGAUAGGCUCUAAAACAUGAGAAGAGUUGUUAACUAGGAAAUGAAAGCAUGGAGCAUAGUUAAUCUGCAACACAGAAUCACCUCUUAACUUGGAGCACUGUGUCUACUGCUCAAUUAAAGGGCUUGCUAGACAAGAGAAAAAGCAGUCAGUAUUUUCCACAUAUUUUCAAAAUAAUUGCAGGUCUUUUAUCAAGGCCUUUCAAAAAACAACCUUGGUCUUGCUCAAACUGCUUAUUUACAUUUUUCAAAAAUUUAAUUUCACGUAUAAUUAAUAAGAACUGGUGUAAUAAGACAGGAACAGUCCAUUCAGAUUCGAAAGGAAUCACAUCGGAUCUCUCUUAAUUUUAUGUGAUUCCUACCCUGGAUGUCUUUUACUUUCCAAACUAUGCCCAUUAAGUAUGAUUAGCACAGAGCAGAAUUUUCACAGGUUACAAGUAUUUUUAAGAUCUUCAAAAUAGGUGGGAAACAGAGCUAAUAGAUGAUUAUUUUUGAAGGCUUUGGCAUUCCCUAUGCUUUGGUAGAGUUAGACUGGUGAGUACACACAUUCUUUACGUCCUCUGCAGUACAGCAGGGACAGCUGAUACAGAGCCUUCAGUUCCGUCUAUUCUGCACUGAAGCAGAGCAAGGCAACGGGAAAGACUGUCAAGGAUCCAGGUUUGGGCAACGCAUAGAUCAUAGGUCUGACGUGCAAACCGACUUUGCAUAGUUGAAGCCCCUGGCUGCCCAACCUAAAUGGAAAUUUUCCAUGGGAUUUGCUAUCACAAUAUUUACUAUGCAGAUGAGUUCGGUGUGAGGUCACUUGACCUCAAAAUAUUUAUUUUAUAUUUUUGAGGUCCUUAGAUAAUCUCAGUAUGAGGAGGUCUCACGGAAUGACCUCCCAGAGUGAGAUUCCAUCGCCCUCAUGAGCUUCUAACCUGCCAAUGACACCACCUGAUUUUGCUGCACCAAUCUCUCUCUCAAACAACUGUUUUAUUGCCAAAGAUAUAGUUUCCGUUUUCCGAAGCCAUUGAGAUUAAAAAAUAUAAACAGAAUAACUUGUAAAAUCUACAUAUCGCUAAUCUAUGGAAACCAUAGGUUCCAAAUUCUUUGAAACCAUUUUAUUGCUUUUUUACAUUACUCAGUCCUAAAUAUUACGUCUAAAGCAUAAAGCAAAAAAAAAGUUAUCUUGUAGUUGUUACCUUUGACCUUUUCUUUUGUAUUCUGCAAGUCACUCCUUAGUUUUCUUUUACUCAGACCCCAUCUGCAGUCUCAAACUCAAGGUCUCCCAGCAGAAAUUGAAGCUGAGCCCACGUCUAUUAAGAAUUUCAGCUUCCCACACAUAUUUACUAGGAUGAUUAAGACUUACAUUUUCCCCACAUGUCUGCUAAAGCAACAAUUACAAGCUAAUCUAUCCAAGAAGGAAAGUCUGUACAACAGGUUUCUACAAGCUUGGCAACAUGAAAAUGGAACAUUUCAGUCAAACAUUUCCUAUAUUGCAAUUACAUUCACAAUCUGGUUUCUGCAUUAUUCCCCUUACGUACAUCCCUUCAAAAAUUAUUAUUUGAAGUAAUUUAUUUACAGGAAAUGUUAAUGAGAUGUAUUUUCUUAUAGAGAUAUUUCUUACAGAAAGCUUUGUAGCAGAAUAUAUUUGCAGCUAUUGACUUUGUAAUUUAGGGGAAAUGUAUAAUAAGAUAAAAUAUAUUAAAUUUUUCUCCUCCAAAAAUUGAA
Equus caballus (horse) is the source of this 3893-nucleotide messenger RNA. RefSeq names its product dickkopf WNT signaling pathway inhibitor 2 (gene DKK2). Gene Ontology annotation, molecular function: receptor antagonist activity; co-receptor binding. Gene Ontology annotation, cellular component: extracellular region. The record is from RefSeq and is a predicted model, not a curated record. Gene Ontology annotation, biological process: multicellular organism development; negative regulation of canonical Wnt signaling pathway. Lineage: Eukaryota; Metazoa; Chordata; Mammalia; Perissodactyla; Equidae.